This is a messenger RNA of Onthophagus taurus, 1849 nucleotides long. Its product is annotated as cytochrome P450 6a8-like. Gene Ontology annotation, molecular function: heme binding; monooxygenase activity; iron ion binding. The record is from RefSeq and is a predicted model, not a curated record. NCBI's taxonomy places the organism in Eukaryota, Metazoa, Arthropoda, Insecta, Coleoptera, Scarabaeidae.
AGAAUUUAUGACCUAUACUGCAUAUUUUAUCAACAAUAAUACCAAGCAAUAACAAUAAGAUGGAGUUUAAUGUUUACAAAGUCACCUCAAUUUAAAAAUAUUGUUAGAUAACGUACAAUGUCAAAUUCCACGCAAGGAACAGUUUAAAUGGAGUGACGUGGCAAAUUAAGCCACUUAAGUCACUUUAAAAAUAACAAGUAGCAUCUAUAUAAGAGGAAAGGGGCUAAAAUGUUGCAGAUUAGUGCUUCGAUAUCACACAGAGUUAGUUUAAAGUUGCAUUAAUAAAAUGUUUGUGCUAUCUGAUUUAAUUUUAACAAAAUGGUUAAUUUUACCAAUAAUCCUUAUAUUUUUAACGACUUAUUGGAUGAAAUUAAAAUUUUCUUACUGGAAAAAACGAAAAGUGCCUCAUUUUAAACCAUCAUUUCCUUUUGGUAACGUAAAUAUUUUUAAUGGAACUCCAUCGAUAGGACAAAUUUAUAACGAUUUUUAUAAAAAAGCUAAAGCCCACGGAUUUAAAUACGCUGGUUAUUAUAUGAGUAUUGAGCCAGUUUUUGUAGCAAUUGACCCAGAAUAUAUUAAACAACUACUAAUUAAAGAUUUUCCGAGCUUUCACGCCAGAGGAUUUUAUCAUAACGAAAAGGAUCAACCUAUGAGUGCAAAUAUUUUCACGAUCGAUGGGCCGAAAUGGCGAACUUUAAGGUAUAAAUUUUCUCCGACAUUUACUUCCGGUAAAAUUAAAUAUAUGUACCAACUGGUUUUGAAUUGCGAGAAACAAUUAUCUGAGAUGAUUUCAAAACAUGCAAAAACAAAGAUGCCCAUUAAUAUAAAACACAUAAUUAGUAGGUAUACCACAGAUACGAUUAGUUCUUGUGCUUUCGGAGUCGAUACGAAUUCUUUUGGUGAAAAUCCUGUAUUACAUAAAAACGCAACAACUUGUAUUGAAGAAAGUACGACGUUUUUACGAUUUGGAUGUUUAUAUGUUUUGCCGAAUGUUUGUCGGUUUUUUAAGGUGGGUUUAUUCGUUGGUAACUAUUUAAAGUACUUCGAAGAUUUGAUAAUGGACACGUUUGAACAGAGGAAGAAAAAUUUGGUUUAUCGAACGGAUUUCUUGCAAAUGAUGAAAGAAAUGCAAGAUCAAAAAAUUCCAGAAUUCGACGUUACUUUAGAAGAGAUUAAAUCCCAAACGUUUAUAUUUUUCUUAGGCGGAUUUGAAACUUCAUCUACUGCGAUGACUUUUCUUUUCCUUGAAUUAGCAGAAAAUCCCGAAAUUCAAGAAAAAUUAAGAAACGAAAUUAAUGAAGUUUCCGAGAAACACAGCGGAAUUACUUUCGAAGCAUUGCAAGAAAUGAAGUAUUUAAGUUGUGUUGUUGAUGAAACUCUUCGAAUGUAUCCACCUUUAACCGUUUUAAACAGACGCUGCGCUGAAGAUUACACACUUCCAAACGGAGAAAUUUUAGAAAAAGAUACUAAUGUUAUCAUUCCAAAUUUCGCUAUCCAAAGAGAUCCGGAAUAUUAUCCUAAUCCAGAAGUUUUUGAUCCCGAUAGAUUUACCGAAGAAAAUAAAGCUAAAAGACCUCCUUAUACUUAUCUUCCGUUUGGAGAUGGACCAAGAAAUUGCAUCGGCAGUAGAUUUGGUUUGAUCCAAAUUAAAGUCGCCGUCUCCCAUCUAGUUAAAAAAUUCAAAUUUAGCGUCAACAAAAAUAUGGAUACAACUCGUGAUUACUCCUCUCAUUUUGUUUUAACGUUAAAACGAGAUGUUAUUUUAGAUGUUGAAGAGGUUUCAUAAAUAUUGUAAUUUUUUAUUACACUUGAAAAAAAGAAAAAUACAUUGCAUAAAGUACAUGAAUUA